This is a messenger RNA of Condylura cristata (star-nosed mole), 1139 nucleotides long. RefSeq names its product protein kinase C, delta binding protein (gene CAVIN3). NCBI's taxonomy places the organism in Eukaryota, Metazoa, Chordata, Mammalia, Eulipotyphla, Talpidae. Gene Ontology annotation, cellular component: caveola; cytoplasm. The record is from RefSeq and is a predicted model, not a curated record. Gene Ontology annotation, molecular function: protein kinase C binding. The coding region runs from base 140 to 934 and encodes 264 amino acids. The transcript is spliced from 2 exons.
CCCUCCCUCCAGCCACGGGAGAAGGCCAACUCCGCCUGCCUGAGUCACCGCUGGAGCUGGGGAGGAGCCGGGGAGAGGUCGCCCCAGCCCAGAGCGCAGCCAGCGGCCUUAGGGAGAACAGACAGGGCAGUCAGGGAGCAUGGGGGAGAGCGCGCUGGAGCCGGGGCCCGUGCCCGGAGCACCGACUGGGGGCCCGGUGCAUGCGGUGACGGUGGUGACCCUGCUGGAGAAGCUGGCCUCCAUGCUGGAGGCGCUGCAAGAGCGGCAGGGGGGCCUGGCACAGAGGCAGGGCGGCCUAGCUGGCUCGGUGCGCCGCAUCCAGAGCGGCCUGGGUGCGCUGAGUCGCAGCCACGACACCACGAGCAACACGCUGGAGCAGCUGCUGGCCAAGACAGAGCGCGUGGGCUCGCACGCGGGGGUCGCCCAGGAGCGCGCCGUGCGCCGCGCCGCCCAGGUGCAGCGGCUGGAGGCCAACCACGGGCUGCUGGUGGCGCGCGGGAAGCUCCACGUCCUGCUCUUCAAGGAGGAGGCUGAAAUCCCUGCAAGCGCCUUCCAGAAGGCGCCAGAGCUUGCGGAUCAGUCGGAACCCGGCCCUGAACAGCCUGAGGCCGAAGUUGGGGAGAGCUCUGACGAGGAGCCCUCAGAGUCCAGGGCCCAGAGGCUGCGACGCAGCGGGUUGCAGAAGGUACAGAGUCUGCGUAGGGCCUUUUCUGGCCGGAAAGGCCAUGCAGCGCCAUCGCCCAUGCCGGCCAAGCCACCUCGCCUUGGGCCUGGACGGAGGGUUGAUGGCAAGACCGAGACCCCCUCUGAGCUGGAGUUGAAGCCCGAGCCAGAGUUGAAGCUGGAGCCAGAACCUCCGCAGGACAUGGAGGAAGAUCCCAGGAGACCUGGGCCUGCUGAGGCAGCUGUGCUCCAAAUAGAGAGUGCAGCCUGAUGUCGGGUUCUGCCAACUCCCCACCCCAACCCACCCUGAUUGUGCCUAGGCUUACUCCCAGAAUAAAUCUUCCUGUGAGAACCCAGCAUUCACGCCCAAAUAAGGCGCUAAUCCUGCAUCCACUGUGCUGAGCUGGAUUUCCUUCCCAGUCCUCUGCAGUCCAGCACCCCCUUGUCCUCGCCAUCAAUAAAGCGAUUUCACCUAA